Molecule: messenger RNA, 4695 nt
Organism: Seriola dumerili (greater amberjack)
Lineage: Eukaryota; Metazoa; Chordata; Actinopteri; Carangiformes; Carangidae
Product: protein jagged-1b-like
Exons: 27
Coding region: 236-3958 (1240 amino acids)
Biological process (GO): multicellular organism development; cell communication; Notch signaling pathway
Cellular component (GO): membrane
Molecular function (GO): calcium ion binding; Notch binding
Source: RefSeq, a predicted model, not a curated record
UGCGUGUCGUGGGGGCGGCUGUGAGAGAAAAGCAGGACAAUAGCAGACAAAGGUUUUGGGUGCGGGACGGUGUUCACUGUCGGGACUGUGUGGAGGUUUGUUUUGUGGAGAAAAGCCGCAGCUGUGUCUCCGCCCGUGCAUGUCCCAGCCGGAGGAGGGGUAUUAACCUGGAGCGGAGGGUCGCACCGACUAUCACUGAGCACCGAGAGCCGCCUGGCUGCAGCCCACUGCCGGCAUGACCCUCACACGGAGCUCCGUCCUCCUCAGCAUCCAGCUUCUCGUGCUCUGUGCGCGGAUCCAGGUCUCUUCAGCUUCGGGACACUUUGAGCUUCAGGUUCUGUCCAUGCAGAACGUGAACGGGCGGCUGCAGACCGGCGCCUGCUGCGACGUACCCCGGGACCCGACGGAUCAGCGGUGCGCGGUGGACGAGUGCGACACCUACUUCCGGGUGUGUCUGAAGGAGUACCAGCUGAAGGUGUCCUCGGCCGGGCCCUGCAGCUUCGGCGCCGCCUCCACGCCCGUGCUCGGCGGGAAUACCUUCUCUUUACGCAACGCCAAGAGCGACAAGGCCAAGAUUGUUCUGCCGUUCAGCUUCGCGUGGCCGAGGUCCUACACGUUGAUUGUGGAGGCCUUGGACUUCAACAAUGACUCGUCCUCGAGCGCUGCCCCCCCUGACCGUCGAGUUAAAAAGGCCGUCCACUCGGGGAUGAUCAACCCGAGCCGCCAGUGGCAGAGCCUGAAGCACAACGGCCCCGUGGCUCAGUUCCACUUCCAGGUCCGCCUCAGCUGCGACGAGCACUACUACGGCUUCGGCUGCAACAAGUUCUGCCGCCCGCGGGACGACUUCUUCGGCCACUACGAGUGCGACCACAACGGCAACAAGACGUGCCUGGAGGGCUGGUCGGGUCCGGACUGCAACACCGCGAUCUGCAGACAGGGCUGCAGCACGGAGCACGGAUCCUGUAAAGUCCCUGGAGAAUGCAAGUGUCUGUACGGCUGGCAGGGGGAGUACUGUGAUCAGUGUAUCCCUCAUCCUGGCUGCGUUCAUGGCAGCUGUGUGGAGCCCUGGCAGUGUCUCUGUGACACCAACUAUGGAGGGCAGCUGUGUGACAAAGAUCUGAACACGUGCGGGACGCGGCAGCCAUGUUUGAACAGAGGAACCUGCAGCAACACGGGACCAGACAAAUACCACUGCUCCUGCCCCGACGGCUUCUCUGGAGUCAACUGUCAGAGAGCGGACCACGCCUGUCUGUCCAACCCCUGUUUGAACGCAGGCAGCUGUGUGGAGACCAGUCAGGGUUUCGAGUGUCGCUGCGCCCCCGGCUGGACCGGACCCUUCUGCUCCAUCAAUGUGGACGAGUGCCUGGUGAACCCCUGCAGUCAUGGAGGAACCUGCCAGGACCUGGUUAAUGGUUUCAAGUGCACCUGUCCUCCUCAGUGGACCGGAAAGACCUGCCUCAUCGAUGCCAACGAGUGUGACGACAACCCCUGCAUCAACGCCAACUCCUGCCGAAAUCUGAUUGGAGGAUACUUCUGCGAGUGCCUCCCCGGCUGGACGGGCCAGAACUGCGACACCAAUAUCAACGACUGUCGCGGCCAGUGUCAGAAUGGAGCUACAUGCAAGGACCUGGUCAACAGUUAUAAGUGCGUGUGCUCGCCGGGUUUCGGCGGCGAACACUGCGACAAAGACGUGGACGAGUGCGCCAGCGGGCCGUGUCUCAACGGCGGCCGUUGCCAUGAUGAAGUGAACGGCUUCCACUGCCUGUGUCCACCCGGUUUCUCUGGAAGUCGCUGUCAGUUGGAUAUCGAUUACUGCCUCCAAAGUCCGUGUCAAAAUGGCGGCCAUUGUUUCAACCUGGCGUCCGACUACGUCUGUAAAUGUCCCGAGGACUACGACGGCAGGAACUGCUCGCGCCUGAAGGACCACUGCCGCACCACGCCCUGCAAAGUGAUUGACAGCUGCACAGUGGCAGUGGCGUCCAAUAGCACGCCGGGCGGGGUGCGUUUGAUUUCGUCCAACGUUUGCGGCCCCCACGGGCGGUGUCGGAGUCACGCCGGCGGUCAGUUCAGCUGCGAGUGUGAGGAGGGAUUCACCGGGACCUACUGCCAUGAGAACAUAAACGACUGUGAGAGCGCCCCCUGUCUAAACGGAGGGACCUGUAUUGAUAAAAUCAGUCAGUAUCAGUGUAUCUGUGCUGAAGGCUGGGACGGCCCCACCUGCCAGAACAACAUCGACGACUGCAGCUCUGCUCCCUGUCAGAACCGAGGCGUCUGUCGAGACCUGGUCAGUGAUUUCUACUGUGAGUGUAACAACGGCUGGAAGGGAAAGACCUGCCACUCCAGAGAGAGUCAGUGUGACGAGGAGACCUGUAACAACGGAGGAACCUGCUACGAUGAAGGAGACGCCUUCAAAUGUGUGUGCGCUGCAGGCUGGGAGGGGGCCACCUGUAACAUCGCGAAGAACAGCAGCUGUCUGCCGAGUCCCUGCGAGAACGGAGGAACCUGCGUGGUCGACGGAGACUCGUUCAGCUGCGUCUGUAAGGAGGGCUGGGAGGGCGCCACCUGCAGCCACAAUGCCAACGACUGCAGUCCUCAUCCCUGCUAUAACAGUGGGACCUGUGUCGAUGGAAACAACUGGUAUCGCUGUGAAUGUGCUCCGGGAUUCGCCGGUCCAGACUGCAGGAUCAACAUCAAUGAGUGCCAGUCGUCACCCUGCGCCUUCGGCUCCACCUGCGUGGAUGAAAUUAACGGUUACCGCUGCAUCUGUUCCCCGGGAAGAACUGGCCCCCGCUGCCAAGAAGUGUCGGGGAGGCCGUGUGUGGUCGGAGGGCUGGUGGCUCUGGACGGAAGCAGGUGGGACAAAGACUGCAACAGCUGCCGCUGUCACAACGGGAGAGUCACCUGCACAAAGCUUUGGUGUGGACCAAAACCCUGCAGCCUCCACAGUAAGACUCACGGCUCCGAGUGUCUGGCCGGUCAGACCUGCGUCGCCGUCCAGGACGAGCGCUGCUUCGUCAAGCCCUGCCCCAGCCAGGGGGAGUGCUGGAGCCCCGGCCACCGGGCCCCGCCCACAGCCAGGUGUCACCCAGAGAGCAGGUGCGCCAACGUCACCUUCACCUUCAACAAAGACAUCAUGGCGAAGGGCGUGACGGUGGAGCAGGUUUGUCGAGAGCUCAGGACCCUCUAUGUUGUCAAGAACCUGUCCUCCGAUUCCUCCGUCUCCUUGACCUGCGAGCUGUCGCUCAGCACCAACAACGAGAUCCACGUCGCUAUCUCGACGGAGAACCAGAGAGGGGGUUUGACAUUCGUCAAGGAGAUCACAGACCGGAUCAUGGAUCUGGUCAGCAAGAGGAGCGCCAACAGCUCCAUCAUCAGCGCCAUCGCUGAGGUUCGAAUCCAGAGACGGCAGAGCCACAACGCCACCGACUACCUGGUGCCCCUGCUGGUUUCCGUGGUGAUUGUCGUGUGGGUGUUGGCGGUCGCCUCGAUGUUGCUAUGGUGCGUGAAGAGGCGGAGGAAGCAGAGCGCCCACACGGGGGUCAGCACCCAGGCCGCCUCGUCAUCUCUGGCGCCCGCGGCCGAGGACAACAACGCCCUCCACAACAGCGUCAGCACCACCCGUGAGCAGCUCAACCACAUCAAGAACCCCAUCGAGAAAAACCCGCCCAACCUCCAUCAACAGCACCACCUCCUCCUCCAUCACCACCUCUACGAGGACAAGAACUCCGUCAACGCCAAGAUCAGGAAGUCAGACGCCGGGAGCCAAUCGGAUGAGGACGAGGUGGACAAGAGGCUGCAGAAGGCGAGGUUCUCCCGGGCACCACCCGCGUACUCGCUGGUGGAAUGGGAGGAGCGCCCCCCCCACCAUACGUCAGGCAAACCCCCACACUGGACUAGCAAACAGGACAACAGGCAUCUGCAGUCACAGAGCGUAAACAGGAUGGAGUUCAUCGUAUAGCCACCGGGCGCAGAGUGACGAGAUCAGAAACUUGUCAUUUUUUAUCGUUUAUUUUUUGUACAGAAUUGAAUUUCAGUGGAUUCGACGGCUUUGGAUUUUUGCUGUUUAAUUUAUGUUUUGACUGACACUGGUCUGAACGGUCCACUGUGAUUGGCUGGAUCUCCGAUUUCUGUGGACGAUUGAACUCGGACAUGCAGUGGCGUUCCUGAAAAAGCCUUUCACGCUCGGUUUCAGUUUCAUGAAAUCAGUUUCAUUCACAAAUAAUUUGAGUUAUUUGAACGUGCUGCUGACCUGUCGCACCGCAGCACCUGACCAAUUUGGAAGAAAAUAUUUUGUUUUGUUUAUUUUUGUUUGUUUUUUUUGGGGGGGGGGGGUUAAGUGUCAGCAGUUGCUGUCAAUAUGAAGAAUCGUCCAUGUAGAAUGUUUCUGUAUAGAUGUAAAUAAUUUUUAAUUAAUCAUUGUGUAUAUUUGAUUUAUUAACUUAAUCGUCAAGAGCCUUAAGAUAUUCUUUUUUAUUUAUGAGUUUAGAGUCGAAGGGUCGACAGCUUUGUAAGCUUCACACUUCCUGAUGGAAAUUGUUUUUUGAUAUAUUUUUCAUCAUCGCCAAAAGUGUUCUUGAAAGAAUAGUUUAUUUUUAGCCUUUUGGAUUUGGGCAUUUUCGUGCCUCAAUUAAAUGUUUUGUACAUCGUCUGUUGUUUGAUACUGUUUUGUUGGUUCGUUUGCCAGAGGUUUUCUGU